AACCAAUCCACCACCUCCACUCGCGUUCAGUGUGAUUUCUGUGGUUUACUUGGUCAUACCCAAGACAAAUGCCACAGAUACAUUGCUAGUCGCCAACAGGCAGUGGAGGGUGCUAAGAAUCGCUACAAGCGUGGCAAUAAGGCUCAGGCAGGCUCCAGCAACUCUCAGAAUACCUCUCAGCAGCCCAAAUCUUCGCCCAACAAUGCCAAUUCAUCUACUGUGGUCACUGAAUCAGCUGGGAAUGCAAGUCUUCGUUCCAUUCAUCCCUCUGAUCCUAAUUGCCCUCUCCAACUUGAUGCUGACAUUGAUUGGAAUGCAGACACAGGCGCCACUUCUCAUAUGACACCUCAUUGUCAUUGGAUGCACCACUAUACCCCAUAUCGUGUGCCAAUCAAGCUGGCUGAUCACACUGUUGUCUAUUCAGCUGGUGUUGGUACUGUGGUGUUUAAUCCUGUGAUG
This is a messenger RNA of Serpula lacrymans var. lacrymans S7.9, 459 nucleotides long. RefSeq lists its product as uncharacterized. NCBI's taxonomy places the organism in Eukaryota, Fungi, Basidiomycota, Agaricomycetes, Boletales, Serpulaceae. The transcript has a single exon. The annotation marks the transcript as partial. The record is from RefSeq and is a predicted model, not a curated record.